AUGCCAACUUCUCAAGAACAAUCAAAUUCAGCUGGUAACCAUCUAUACCAACACCAGCUUAUGAAACCAACUGAUUCAUACAACAGUCAUUACAAAAUAUUACAAAGCAAUUCAUCAUGUCUUGGUAGUAGUCAUGGAACCAAUGUUUCUUUCGGAACAAGCAACAAGGAGAAAAAAUUCUUUACCUUGGAAUCAUCUCAACCAAAUUCCGAUUUCUUAGCUUUUGAGUCUCCUUCAUCCGCUAGUGUUUCGUCCAACAUCAGAAGUCCUUUUUCUCGGCAACUUUCUCAGGAUUCCGCCUCUAGUGUUGUUGUUGAUGAUGAUAGAUUUGAGUUGAAAAAAAAACUCAGAGAAUUGGAGAUUUCGUUGUUAGGUCCCGAGUCAGAUAUCGUCGACAGCUGUCAGAGCUUCUCGAACGGUGUGUCUCGAUAUAAUUGGGGUGAGAUUCAAGAAAUGAUUCCAAAGAUGGAUUUGAAGGAAAUACUUAUUAAAUGUGCACAAGCUGUUUCUGAUGAUGAUAUUGCAACGGCAUUGGGAUUCAUGAACAAUGUGCUGGAAAAGAUGGUAUCGGUCGGCGGUGAACCUAGUCAAAGAUUAGGUGCUUAUAUGUUAGAAGGUUUAAGAGCGAGGUUGGAAUCGUCGGGGAGCGCGAUUUAUAAAUCGUUCAAGUGUGAAGAACCAACAAGCAAAGAAUUGAUGAGUUAUAUGUAUAUAUUGUAUCAGAUUUGCCCUUAUUGGAAGUUUGCUUACUUAACUUCCAAUGUUGCCAUUUCGGAAGCUAUGAAAAAUGAGUCGAGAAUUCACAUAAUCGACUUCCAAAUUGCACAGGGAACACAGUGGUUGUCACUCAUGGAGGCUCUCGCGCGUAGACCGGGCAGGCCUCCUUUUAUUCGUGUAACAGGUGUCGAUGAUUUCCAAUCGCUUCACGCUAGAGGCGGAGGACUUGAUAUCGUAGGAAAAAAGCUAAUGGAUUACGCUAAAACUUGUGGAAUUCCGUUUGAGUUCAAUAGUGUUACAAUGUUUGGAUGCGAGGUUCAGCAAAAAGAUUUUGUACUUCAAAAUGGCGAAGCUCUGGCUGUGAAUUUUCCUUUUACUUUGCAUCACAUGCCGGACGAGAGUGUGAGCACGGAGAAUCAUAGAGACCGGCUUUUGAGAUUGGUUAAGAGUUUGUCGCCUAAGGUUGUGUUACUUGUGGAGCAAGAAUCAAACACAAACACUUCUCCGUUUUUUCACAGGUUUGUCGAGACUAUGAAUUAUUACACGGCUAUGUUUGAAUCAAUCGAUGUGGCUCUCCCUAGAGAUGAUAAGACAAGGAUAAGUGUAGAACAGCAUUGCGUCGCACGAGAUAUCGUUAACAUGAUAGCUUGUGAGGGGAAUGAGAGAGUGGAAAGACAUGAAAUGUUUGGAAAGUGGAAGGCAAGAUUAUUAAUGGCGGGUUUUGUUCCGUUACCGUUGAGUCCGUCGGUGACAGCUUCGGUUACAAAUCUGUUGAAGGAGUUCAAUGAGAAUUAUAGGAUUGAACAAACAGAUGUUGCUCUUUAUUUAGCAUGGAAGAGUAGAGCUUUGGCCACAUUUUCUGUUUGGAAACCCAAGCUAGAUGAGGAUUCUUCACUCAUAAUAUAG
Vicia faba (fava bean) is the source of this 1623-nucleotide messenger RNA. Lineage: Eukaryota; Viridiplantae; Streptophyta; Magnoliopsida; Fabales; Fabaceae. The record is from the annotation of a GenBank genome assembly.